Molecule: messenger RNA, 2408 nt
Organism: Pomacea canaliculata
Lineage: Eukaryota; Metazoa; Mollusca; Gastropoda; Architaenioglossa; Ampullariidae
Product: leucine-rich repeat-containing protein 73-like
Exons: 5
Coding region: 89-1165 (358 amino acids)
Source: RefSeq, a predicted model, not a curated record
UAAGUGCAGAUCGUGUUUUGUAGAAACAAGAUGGCGGUAGACUGUGUUUAUCAGUUAUUUACGGAGUAAUGUUUCGCUGUGCGUCAAAAUGGCAGAAGACGUAGUCCUAAAAGUUAACGAACUCUUGACACCGGCAGAUGUAUCCAGCAUUUGUGGAGCAUUAAAGAAGAACAGGGUACGCGUGCUUACCUUUCGUGAAUGCGAAAUUCACUCCACUGAUCUUCAUCGCAUUCUGAAGUUCGCUGCGUCUAGUUCCGUGCUUCAGAAGUUAACGCUUAACGUUGGUAUCAUCACAGUUCUACGUCACGUGGAGCUUUUAUCAGCAUGCAUCGCAAAAAAUAAGUUUAUAACGCAUCUACAUCUCCAUGGGAGCAUUUUAGGAGAUGAUGGUAUCAAACUUCUGGGUAAGGCACUGGUGCUGCAUCCAACCAUCAUCUCUCUUGAUGUAGGGGACUGUCAUCUGGGAGAUGAUGCUGUGGAUGUUCUGUAUGAUCUCUUGCUACCAGAGAACAAUCGACCAGGUCUCAAAGAGCUGACGCUGAGUGCUAACCCUCGCAUCUCAGCACAGGGCUGGGCUCGGUUGGCCAUGGCUUUGGCCAACUGCACAACUCUGCGCAUGCUGUUUGUAGACUACAACCCACUGGGUGACUAUGCUGCCUCCUGUCUACUUGUUGCUGUUGCUGCCUCACAGAAUCUUGAAAUUCUUGACCUUGAGGGAUGUGGGUUGUCGGAACAUACAGCUCAGUUGAUCCUUCACUUGGUACAAAAUCACCUUGGUGGCCUGAGCAAAAUUGUGCUGAAUGGCAACAAAAUCCGAAGGUCAACAGUUAAUGCCAUCAAGACAUAUCUGCGUGAAAACCAUUUGGACACUGAGAGCGAGUGCACUUCAUCUGAUCUUGACAUCGAAACCUCCAGUGCAGCAUCAGAGGCAACACUUGACACAAUUUCAUCUAAGUUGAAGUCAAGUUCAUCUUCAAGUAGCAGUAGUAGUAGCAGUAGCAGCAAAACAAAAUCAAGUGACAGCAGCAGUGAGUCAGGAUCUAGCGAAGAUGAAACCUCAACAGUGAAAAGUUUUAACACUUUGGACAAGGAAAAGAAAGAUGAGGAAAAGGAUGAUGACAGUUUGGGUGAAGAGUUAACUGAAGUUCCUGUCUAUUAUGCAUGAGUGUCAAGAAAAGUGUUUUAAUGACUGAGAACAUAUUGUGCUUUAUAUGUGUUCUCAUGGAAAUCAUAAGCUUAAUCCAAUAGUUCCGUCGCAAGCAAUAAUUCGGUUUUGAAAGAUCUUUUCUGCAAUACAAGCAAUUUCUCACUGCUUGAACACAUUAUUCUAAUGCCAUCUAGUGCAGUUUUCAACAAAGUAAGAGCCUUGGUUCCUUUUUGAUUUUCUUUUUCUAGUUUUGUAAAGCUCGUCUUGCAUGAGAACAAAAAUGAAACUGCACAACUCCAAAUCUCUGUCGUAGGCAUUGCCAAAGAUUCUUAAACGGUUUCACAAAGUCUUAAAUAGAUUACAGCAAAUGUAAAGCUGCUUUUAGUUUUGAAAGCAAACUGGACAUUGUUAGCCAUUUCACUGCAACAGUCAUUGCAACUCAUGGAUGAGGUUGUGUUUGAGAUAAAUAACAAAUCCUUAUUUAUGAAUGAGCAAAAGUUAUGCUUUUUUAUAUCUAGCUAAGCAGUAGAAAUAAAAACAUUACAUUAAUUCAAAACAAGGCAAUAAAAUCAUAGACAGAAAUUAUGAUAUGUACAAAUAUGGUGAUUGAUAUUUGAAUUGACAGCUUUUGUUGUUUUUUUUUUUCCUGAAAGAGCCCUAGCUAAAUGUACGUUUGUUUUGUUGGUGCAAGUAAUAGAUGAUUAAGCUGGGUAGGAAGUCUCUGCAUGUACUCAAAGGGUUUGGAAUAGAUGUUGUAGGAGUCCCACUUUGAACUUGUAUAGACUGGUACAGUUCUUUGGAGAUCUGAGAGAAGCUUGUUUCAAAGAACACUGCCAGAAUAUUUCAUGCUUGUCUUGAAUAGGUCAAUUCUUUGUAUGGGAAUAUUACACUUGAGAGACCCUACCAUUAUUUUUAUAGAGAAGAUAGUAAAAAGUCUAGGGGGCACUUUGACUGUUAGCAUUUCAAAGAUGACCAAACCCUUCUUGAAUUUUAGUCUGUUUAGUAGUGAUAGAACCUCUAGAGACAGGAAAUCAGAACACUGUAUUUUUAGUUUAACACCAAUUUUAUAGCCCUUCUUUGAAUGCUAAAUACCACUAGUAGAAUCCCAUAGGGUGGAUGCAUAAUCAAUGGUCGACUGAACGCAGGCUGUGUAAAACAGUUUCUGAGAGAGAGAUUUUAAAAAAAUGUUUAAUUCUUGAGAGAAGAGAGACUGAGUAAGCAGUUAUGAUUCAAAGGAUGGUAAAUAAAUUUGUAAGAAGCA